Exophiala xenobiotica is the source of this 1361-nucleotide messenger RNA. RefSeq lists its product as uncharacterized. The coding region runs from base 1 to 915 and encodes 304 amino acids. The transcript is spliced from 4 exons. Gene Ontology annotation, molecular function: hydrolase activity. NCBI's taxonomy places the organism in Eukaryota, Fungi, Ascomycota, Eurotiomycetes, Chaetothyriales, Herpotrichiellaceae. The record is from RefSeq and is a predicted model, not a curated record.
AUGCGUGGAGUUCUUGCCACCACAAUUGGUGCUUUGGCCGUCACAGCAACGGCCGCCGGUUCGAACACGACCUGUGCUGGGAGUCUGUACAUUCUCUGUGCCCGCGGCUCAGGUGAACUUGCUGUCGCGCCAAAGGCAGGGACCUAUCCUGACAAUACCGGGUCGCCUGGGAUUCUUGCUCUUCAGGUUGCCAGCCGGAUCGAAGGAACCGUGAUCGCCGGCGUCAUCUACCCGGCAACGGAUCCCACAGCGACUGGGGCCCUAAACAUAACUGCUUACGAGUUGUCAGAGAACGCCGGAGCCAAAGCUAUAGUGGAGGAGGUGAACCAGUACCACUCAGCGUGCCCAGACUCCAAAAUUGCCCUUAUUGGCUACUCACAGGGGGCACAAGUGGUCCAAGAUGCCCUCUGUGGCGGUACUGGCGGCGACUUUAACAAUGACGCGCCACUAUCACCUGAUUUAGUCAACAAGAAUGUCAUUGCCAUUGCCCUCAUCGCCGACCCAACGCACAUCGCCAACACGACGUACGACCACGGCACAGGAGUUCAUGAUGGUGUCUUCCCGCGGAAGAACACUACGGUGUGCAACCAGUACAGUGGUCUCAUGGGAUCAUGGUGCGGCGCGAACGACCAAUACUGCGAUUCCGGCAACAACAUCACGGUACACGAGCUCGCCCCCUUGACAUAUGAAGACGAUGUUGUGCAAUUCGUGGUUGAGAGGUGGAACAAUUCAACGUCGCAACGUGGUUCAGGGUCGACCGCUACCGGGACUUCUAGCUCCACAGCCACGGGAACGUCCACGGGAUCACCAACAAACACCCCGACAAGUAACACUGGCUCCGCUUCUGGCCUCCUCUGGAGCCAGAACUUGCUCCUGGGAGCCGGGAUGUUGCUUUCUAUGCGGUCGCUUCGUUAACUCGGAGGGGUGAUGACCUGGCCCUCGGUCUCGAAGCGUUGCGGCCGCCUUGUGAUUUUUAUUUCUUCUUCACUGAGGCCUAGAAGAGGCUGAAUGCACCCCAUGCCAACGUGGUUGAAAGCUACCUCUUGCAAACUGAGUGCUUCUUGAGCCUGACGAGUGUCUUCGUAGAAGCCAUCAGGGAGCUUUCCGAAAAUGAUCAAGAUGUUACAAAGCGGCCUGCGUCCAGGUCAGGGGCCAUUCCAGGGAGCCAGGGAAAGGAGAGUAUUGACUUGCUCUAUACUCAUGCUCUCUCACUGCCAUACCCUCUUAUAAACUUCUAAUCUGCCAAGAAACCCACGUAUCGAACGAUUCUGGUGGAGCCAUUCGUAACCUCUGGAUCACAUUACCUAGAUAGAGCUGUAUACUGUAUUGCUGAGAAACCGGAUUCCUCAGUAGCAAACCAC